Wyeomyia smithii (pitcher-plant mosquito) is the source of this 1350-nucleotide messenger RNA. RefSeq names its product histone H2A.V (gene His2Av). The record is from RefSeq and is a predicted model, not a curated record. Gene Ontology annotation, molecular function: structural constituent of chromatin; DNA binding; protein heterodimerization activity. NCBI's taxonomy places the organism in Eukaryota, Metazoa, Arthropoda, Insecta, Diptera, Culicidae. Gene Ontology annotation, cellular component: nucleosome. The transcript has 4 exons. The coding region runs from base 206 to 586 and encodes 126 amino acids.
UUCCACAGUAUUGUUCUUCAGCUCGCUCCGUUUAGUUCGGUUUGGUGGUGUUAUCUCGUUGGUCGUCGUGCACGGCAGGCACUAAACAGCAAAAGUAGUAGCAGCCAUUUUCCAAAGUGUGCGUGUUUACAAGGAAAAAAAAUUGUGAAUUUCAAGCAUAUUUGACCCGGAACAGGCGUUAUAGCAAAAAUAAAUAGUUAGAAAAAUGGCUGGAGGAAAAGCUGGUAAAGAUUCUGGAAAAGCGAAAGCAAAAGCUGUUUCCCGCUCAGCGCGUGCCGGACUGCAGUUCCCGGUCGGAAGAAUCCAUCGGCAUCUGAAGAACCGCACCACAAGCCACGGACGCGUUGGAGCCACGGCUGCCGUUUAUUCCGCUGCUAUUCUGGAGUACCUGACAGCUGAGGUUUUGGAGUUGGCCGGUAAUGCAUCCAAGGAUCUGAAGGUCAAACGUAUCACCCCGCGCCACUUGCAGCUGGCCAUCCGCGGAGACGAGGAGUUGGACAGUUUGAUCAAGGCGACCAUCGCGGGCGGUGGUGUUAUUCCACACAUCCACAAAUCGCUGAUCGGCAAGAAGGGCGGUCCCGAAUAACCUCCUUAAACCUAGCAGGGUUUCUGAUUGACCAAACACGACGGCGGAGCCGUAAAUUGCAUAGAAGAUCACGCAUCAAUACACAUAUUCAACCAGAUACACACAAAAGCAAACACGAACACACGUACACUUACACACACACAAGCGCUCCCCCUUUGUGCAAAGAAAGAAAGAACACAUCAUUUUCACAGCUGUUUGACUCAACAACAGAAACCAUUUCCCCCCCAACAGAUGUAGUUGUGGAAUGACUUGACCAGGAUAUUGCCCGCGCAAACAGGAAAAAGGCAAAGAGGUAGAGAGCAAGAACGAUCUUUAUUCUUAGUAGGGUACAAUGUUGUAUUGAUAACUGACGGACAAGACAUUCUUGUUUGUUCAUAUGUUUUAGUAAUAUCAAUGUUUAAACCAAUUGACAGCGUAUUUGUAGCAUUUUUUUCUUACGCUAGAAAAAAAAACCAGCCUAUCGUCAUAUACUUCUUUCUGUAUUUAAAUACUGUCGUACGCAGACGUUCAAUUUAACAAUCUUGUUUUCUCGAAUCCUUUACCUGAAACACGCAGCACACGUUAUGUUCACGCUGAUGGGGGCGAUGAGAAAUGUGGAAGGACAGCACUUUCAAAAUACAAUUUAAUUUUUAACGCAAAUUGAGAGAGAAAACUAAAAUGAGAGAAAAAUCUAAAACCUAGAGAGUACAUAAGUUAAGUGCGUUUUUCUUAUUAUAUUUUCGAUGAAAAGUAAUAAAAUUUUACUACUAUUAAGAAAGCAAUAA